This is a messenger RNA of Camellia sinensis, 366 nucleotides long. RefSeq lists its product as uncharacterized. The record is from RefSeq and is a predicted model, not a curated record. NCBI's taxonomy places the organism in Eukaryota, Viridiplantae, Streptophyta, Magnoliopsida, Ericales, Theaceae.
AUGAAAGCCCAAACGCAGUUUGGAGUGAAAGGCAAAUUGGUACCGAGAUAUGUUGGCCCAUAUGAAAUCCUUGAGAAAAUCAACCCGGUGACGUAUCGGGUAGCCUUACCACCAGUGAUGGAAUAUAUGCAUAAUGUUUUUCAUGUCUUAAUGUUUCGGGACUAUCUACAAGAUCCAUUACAUGUUAUUGAACCAAUACAUGUGCUUUUGAAGGAUGACUACACCUACGAGAAGAAGCCAAUUCAGAUUGUGAACCGCCAUAUCAAAAGAUUGAGGAACAAAGAAAUCCCCUUAGUGAAAAUAGAUUGGCAAAACCACGAAGAGACAUAUGUAACAUGGGAGACGGAAGAGGACAUGAUAAAGUGA